Molecule: messenger RNA, 742 nt
Organism: Racocetra persica
Lineage: Eukaryota; Fungi; Glomeromycota; Glomeromycetes; Diversisporales; Gigasporaceae
Source: the annotation of a GenBank genome assembly
GAUGAUUCGCCACCAAAAAAAUGCAGUUGGGGCUUUAUCGAUCUUUCGUUUAUAUUCACAUGGAAAUUUCUUCUAGUUCUUCUACUUGGGCAAUUUCUUUCAUUUUGUAUUACCUCUACAAUCGUGACCAAUACUGUAUUAACGAUUGCUAUUCCUACUACACAAUCUCUUUUCUUAUAUAUUACGAUAGCAAUCAUUUAUACACCAAUUACAAUUUAUCAAUACGGUAUUAAGAGAUAUGGAAGGAUGUUACGGAAAAAGGGGUGGAAAUAUCUUUUACUUGCUCUUGUGGAUGUAGAAGGAAACUAUUUUGCUGUAAAAGGUUUUCGUUACACAUCUAGUUUUUCCAUGACAUUACUUGACGAAUGGGCACUUUUUGUGGUUGUAGCUCUAUCACUUAAAUUUUUGAAAGCGAAAUACCACAUAAGUCAAUAUUUUGGCAUGUUUGUUUGUCUCGUCGGCCUUGGAAUAGUGAUCGCGGGUGAUUUAACUAGUGGCGGAGACAUUCAUACAACUGUAACUGGAGAACCAGCUCCGAAUCAACUCUUAGGUGAUAUAUUUGCUCUUAUCGGUGCAUCUUGUUAUGGUUUAUCAAAUGUGUAUGAAGAAUUUUGUGUGAAAAAGAGGCCAUUACAUGAGGUUGUUGGUCAAAUGGGUAUUUGGGGUACGAUUAUUAGCUGUAUUCAAUUAUGUGCUCUGGAACUUCACGAAUUGCAAAGCUUAACACCAGAUGCACGAACGA